Messenger RNA from Drosophila grimshawi, 1343 nucleotides. RefSeq names its product myristoylated alanine-rich C-kinase substrate. The transcript is spliced from 4 exons. NCBI's taxonomy places the organism in Eukaryota, Metazoa, Arthropoda, Insecta, Diptera, Drosophilidae. The record is from RefSeq and is a predicted model, not a curated record. The coding region runs from base 174 to 833 and encodes 219 amino acids.
GCCUCGAGAAGUCGAUCGUGAUCGUGGCUCAAGCAGCACAAACAGUUGUGCCCAGACUCAGUCUCCAUUCACCAGUCUCCAAUCUUCAGUCUCCAGUCCUCAGUUUCCAGUCCUCAGUGAAUAUACCCCUUUUACAAAUACACACACACCACACACACAUAUACACUGACAAAAUGAAGUACUUCAACAUCUGCCUGCUUUUCAUUAUCUGCUCACUCUGCUAUGGACUGGUGGCGGCCCAGGAGGAGGGUGGAGCGAAGAGAAUCGCUGCACUGCGUCGCCCCGUUGGUAAGGCGGCCAAGGUGACAACAACAACAGCGGCGCCAGCGCACGACGAUGCCGCCGAGGAGGAUGAGUACAGUGAGGAUGUCGGCGCCGGCGAGAAUGGCCAGUAUGGCGAUGAGCAGGAUGAGGCCGGCUUAGCGAGCUCGACGACCACCACAACUGAGGCGCCCAAGAAAGUUGGGCCAGUAAUUCGGCCCUUCCGCUCCAAUGAUGAUUUCCUGAACUCGCUCAAGCGUCGCCAGCAAAACGCUAAGAAGCACCGCUCCGAGAAGGCACCAGCCAGCAAACAGGCCAAGAAAUCUGACGAUCAGGAACCCGCCGAGCGGGAUGAACCCGUUGCAGCAGCGGCGCCAGCGCCGGCACCAGCUUCACCCGCCAAGGGCUACAAGGGCAAUGCGGCACUGAGCCGUCGCAAGCUGUCCAAGCCAGGGAGGGCUGAGCCAGAGGUGGAUGCCGCCGCCGAGGAAUCUGAGCAGCAGCAAAAGGAGGAGGAGCCAAAGCCCAAGCGUCCGCUCAGCAGUCGCUUGGCCUUGAGGAAGCGCAACUAAAAUAUUUUCUACAAUUAUCUAAAACAAAAACACAAACAAAAAAAAAAACACACACACAAUUUCACUCUCUCUCUCUCUCUCUCUGUCUCUCUCUCUCUUCCUCUUUGUUGCCCUCUCACUCACACUCAUGGCUAGCUAUAGGCAGCUGCAGAUCUGCCGUUUAGUUUUUAGUACACAAUUUGAUUUUUAGUGUGUGAGCAUCGCGUGUGUGUGUGUGUGUGCGCGUGCUGUAAGUAGAGAAGCACACACCAUGCCAUGCCAUGCCACACAACACACCACACACAACACACACAACACACUCACACACAAAAUACACCACCAUCCUACGCUCCACGCUCUGUGCUUAUGUAUUUGUGUAUGUAUAUUUAUAUUGAAUAUAUAUAGCUCAUAUAUGUCGGCACUCACAUCUAUUUACAUAUUCACCUAUUCACUAUUCAAUUUAUAAACUAAAAUAAUAAUUAAAAUAACAAACAUCAAACAACAAUUAUAAAUAAAAGAAAAAGAUUGAUC